AUGGUUAGCGACGACCACGCGGUGGUGGCGGGGACACAGCAGCGGCGGGUGCUGUUUGGCAUGGCCGACCGGCGGCGGCUGUUUGAGCCGUUGCUCAGCGCCAUUCGCGACGACUACGGCGCCGGCGCUCAUGGCGACGACGACGAGGCGGCGCCGGUGGCGGAAAUAGCGGUGCCCACCGUCAGUUCCGAGGCCAAACUGCUUUUGUUUAAUGCGGUGCCGCUUACGAUCACGUUUUUACUCGAAUUUUCACUCACGGUGGCCUCAGUGUUCGCCGUGGGCCGGUUGGGCGAUGACUACCUCGCCGCCGUCUCCGUGCUGAGUAUGACGGCCAAUAUCACCGGCUACGCUCUUGUCGCCGGUGUCGCCACUUGUCUCGAUACUCUUUGCGCCCAAGCGUUUGGCAAAGGCGACGUGGCGGCGGUGGGGGUGGUGUUUGUCAGGUGUACUCUAUUUCUCCUUGCGCUCCUGGCGCCCAUCGCGCUCUUGUGGUGCAACUCCGAGCGCCUCCUCGUGGCGAUGAUGGGCGCCGAUAAGCGCCCCGUGUGCGCCCUCGCCGCCGACUACUUAAAAGUGGUUUCCGUGGGUCUCCCCGGGUUCAUCCUUUUUGAAAACGGAAAGCAUUUCCUUCAAGCGCAGGGGAUCUUCCACGCCACCACCUAUAUCCUCAUCGUGUGUGCUCCCCUCAACGUGGCGCUCACGUAUACCCUCGUCGCCCACCCCCGGUUUGGCCUUGGUUUCAUCGGGGCGCCGUGGGCGGUGGUGAUCACCAACUGGGCGAUGUGCGCUUUGACGUACGCCUACAUUUUCUUGGUUGACGGCUACCAGUGCUGGCCAAAAUACUCGAUCACCGAUAAGAUAUACUGGCAGCGGUGGCGGCGCGUCAUCGAUUUAGCCAUCCCCGGCAUCGUCAUGGUCGAAGCGGAAUGGAUGGCGUUUGAAAUUAUAACGUUCACCGCUGCCCGCUUAGGAACUCAGGUGCUAGCAGCGCAAACGAUAUUGCUGACGACGUGUAUCUUGCUUUACCAAGUGCCCUUUGCCAUUGGCAUCGCCGCCACCACCAGAAUCGCGUGGUACGUCGGCGCCAAUCGCGCCGCGGCGGCGCAAGUGGCGGCGCGGGCGACGAUGGCGUCGCUGGCCGGGUUAGGCGUCAUCAACGCCGCCGUCCUCUACCGCUGGCGCCGGUGGUUUGCGGGCUUAUACACCCGCGACCCCGAGGUGAUCGAGAUCGCCCUGGCGGCGAUGGCGAUCGCGGCGUGGUACCAGGUUUCAGACUAUUUGCUGUGCGCCACCGGCGGCAUUUUGAAAGGUCAGGGGCGGCAGAAGAUCUCGGGGUACAUCAACGUCGCCUGCUUUUACGGGGUGGCGCUACCCUUAGCCCACUGGUUGGGUCUCUCGCGCCAUUUGGGGCUCAACGGGUUGUGGAUGGGGAUGGUGGUGGGGCUCUAUUUGAUCGCCGGAUUGCAGUACUAUUUUGUUCGGCGUUCAGAUUGGAAGCAAAUAGCCUUCAAUUGUUAA
Diutina rugosa is the source of this 1518-nucleotide messenger RNA. RefSeq lists its product as uncharacterized. Gene Ontology annotation, biological process: xenobiotic detoxification by transmembrane export across the plasma membrane. Gene Ontology annotation, molecular function: xenobiotic transmembrane transporter activity; antiporter activity. The record is from RefSeq and is a predicted model, not a curated record. Bases 1 to 1518 code for a protein of 505 amino acids. The transcript has a single exon. NCBI's taxonomy places the organism in Eukaryota, Fungi, Ascomycota, Pichiomycetes, Serinales, Debaryomycetaceae. Gene Ontology annotation, cellular component: membrane.